Messenger RNA from Agrilus planipennis (emerald ash borer), 339 nucleotides. Its product is annotated as 60S ribosomal protein L28-like. Gene Ontology annotation, molecular function: structural constituent of ribosome. Lineage: Eukaryota; Metazoa; Arthropoda; Insecta; Coleoptera; Buprestidae. The record is from RefSeq and is a predicted model, not a curated record. Gene Ontology annotation, biological process: translation. The transcript is spliced from 3 exons. Gene Ontology annotation, cellular component: ribosome; cytosolic large ribosomal subunit. The coding region runs from base 1 to 339 and encodes 112 amino acids.
AUGACGAACAUGUCCGAAUUUUUCAAAAAANACUCCUACAGGUAUAAUGGUCUUGUUCACAAGAAAACCAUAGGAAUAGUUGACACACCUGACAAAAAGGGAUUCACAGUUAUCUAUAAAAAAUCGAAAUUCCAACAUAAGCCUAGAAAAAGUAUUGUGAAAACCACAAUGAAGGCAGGUCCUAGAAGGUCUCUUUACAAACUUAAAAGGCUUAUUCAAAAGAACAGAUACCGCACGGACUUGACCAAGGUUGCCCUUCGCAAGGCUAGUUAUAUCUUAAGGUCUUUUCCUUAUUUCUUCUUUCUGAAGUUCGUCACUAUUCAUAACUACAUUCAGUAA